Molecule: messenger RNA, 380 nt
Organism: Musca vetustissima
Lineage: Eukaryota; Metazoa; Arthropoda; Insecta; Diptera; Muscidae
Product: pupal cuticle protein Edg-78E-like
Exons: 2
Coding region: 1-372 (123 amino acids)
Cellular component (GO): chitin-based extracellular matrix
Molecular function (GO): structural constituent of chitin-based larval cuticle
Source: RefSeq, a predicted model, not a curated record
AUGAAAUUCUUUAUCUGUUUAGCUGCCAUUGCCUGCAUUGGUGUAAUUUAUGCCGAUAAUAUUGAUAAGGAUGCCGAAAUUCGCAGUCUUACCAAUGAUGCCGCCGAUCCAGAGGGUAACUUCCAAUAUGCCUACGAAACCUCCAAUGGCAUACAAGUCCAGGCUGUCGGCAAUCCAGCUGGUAUUAGUGGCUCCGUGAAUUAUGUUUCACCCGAAGGAGAACACAUCAACUUAAGCUAUACCGCCGAUGAGGAAGGUUAUCAUCCAGUUGGUGAUCACUUGCCUACACCUCCUCCAGUACCUGCCUACGUUUUGCGUGCCUUGGAAUAUAUCCGCUCCCAUCCACCACCACAAUUGAAGGAACAACAUUAAUAAUUUCA